Molecule: messenger RNA, 2421 nt
Organism: Aspergillus calidoustus
Lineage: Eukaryota; Fungi; Ascomycota; Eurotiomycetes; Eurotiales; Aspergillaceae
Source: the annotation of a GenBank genome assembly
AUGCCCUCCUGGAACUAUAUUGUUUCACUGGUGAAGCGUAUCGACCUUACACUCGACGCAGCUACCAGCCCUAGCGAAGCCGCUGAACGUCAACGCGAUUCAUGGAACGAAGCCGGCAAAUAUGGAAGGGGUUGGGUAUAUUUCUCGCUCGUGCUGCUGGCGUUAACGACGGCUAUUCGAUUCUAUCACACCUGGGGUGACCGAGUCAGAAUCGCUCUACACAAGGAGAACCCAAAAAGAGGAGUUCAAUCGCCUCGCGACGAAUAUGAGCUCCCAAGCGCCGCCACCGAUAGCUCGACGACAUUAUUCUUCCCGGCCCACGCAUCACUUUCUAGAUCGAACAAUGAGAAGCAGAAGCAACAGUCUUCUGUUUCUACUAUCGCGCCCCUCAACAACGCUGUCGCAUUUGCACGAUGGAUCUUUUACAGGUCACUCCCCGAAGUACGACUAGGGAGGUUUCGCAUUGUCUUUCCUUCGCUUGGGGCGUCUGCCGUUAUCUUCGCGGCAUUGACAUUUGUUACGCUCUAUUGCUUCCUUCCAGAGCCGCUCUACUACUCGUCUAUCCGCAUCGGAUCUCCACCGUUGGCUAUCCGGGCGGGUAUGAUCGCGGUCGCCAUGGUUCCAUGGAUUGUGGCGAUGAGUACACGGGCCAACUUUAUCAGCAUGUUGACCGGUAUUGGCCAUGAGAGAUUGAACGUACUUCACCGGUGGGCUGGAUAUAUCUGUCUGUUCCUGAGCCUGGUACAUGCUAUUCCGUUUUAUAUUCAACCCAUCUGGGAGCAUGGUAUGCUGGAGGUAUAUCAACAGUAUCUCCCCCGGAACAUCUACGUCUACGGAACAGGAAUGGCAUGCUUGGUGCCACUCGCUUUUUUGAGCAUCCACUCACUGCCGAUCAUCAGGGACUGGAUGUAUGAGCUGUUUCUGAAGCUUCACCUACCCGCAGCAUUAGUCUUUGUUGCGAUGCUCUUCUGGCACACUAAAGACUUCCUAUCAUCCUGGGCUUACCUGUGGUCAACAUUAGCUAUACUGGUACUAUCGUGGCUUUUCCGGCUGGUUUAUCUCAACUGGACUAAUCCGUCCCGACUUUCUUUUAUGAUUGGCGAGGAAUCUGCCGUCACGAUUCUUCCACAAGGCGCCAUCAAGGUGACGGUUCCCACUCAGAUGAGAUGGAAACCCGGGCAAUACGUGUAUCUGCGCAUGCCUGGCAUUGCAUUCUUCCAAAACCAUCCUUUCACCAUUGCCUCACUAUGCAGUGGGGAUAUGCCAUCUCAUUAUGGCGAGGACUACAGGGACCUCGCCCUUGUUUUCCGUCCUUUCCGUGGAUUCACGAGAACUGUAUUACGAAAGGCCCUCGAAUAUGGACCGUACAAAACCUGGACCGCAUUUCUCGAAGGACCUUACGGCGGUAUGCGUCGUCAAAUGGCGGCGUUUGACGACGUGAUCUUUUUCGCUGGCGGCAGCGGCAUUACCGCAAUUGCCAGUCACCUCUUAGACCUGAUUAAAAAGAUGCGCGAAGGCAAGGCUGUCACCAAAUCCGUCAGAGUCAUUUGGGCUCUGCGGGACCCGGAAUCGAUUGAUUGGUUCAAAGAGGAGCUGCGCAUCUGCCGAGACCAUGCGCCUCUCAACACAGUGCACUGUUACUUCUUCCUUACUGGUGCCAAAGACGCAAGCGGUCAGCCAUUCGCUGUUCAGGAGCAACAGCUCUACCGCGAUAUCGUCCAGGAGAAGAUUUACGACACACUUCAGGACAUUGAGAAACGCAGCUCUGCGUACAUCCGCGAAGAGGCCGCAGGAGACGAGGAGCGCGAGAAAGAGUUGCGCCGAGAAAACGAAGACACCCUCACAGCUCUCCCUCCCCGAAUCUACACCUCGAAUCUACCCCGAGCCUCUAUGCACACAUCUCCGAUGCAGAAUUACGGAUUCUCCCCAUACCAGUCACCCCACCAGUAUCAACAUUCACCCUACCAACUCCAACAAUCCCCAUACCUCCACCAACAGUCUCCGUAUCAGUCUCCGCAGACCCCCUCAAACGUCCCCUUCGACUUUGGCUUCGGCCAACAUCAACAAACCCCACCACAACAACAUCAACAACCACCGCAACUCACAAUCCAAACCCAAUUUCAACAAACUCCCCCCUCCCCAUCCCCUUCGCAAGUACACACAGCGCGUCUAAACCCGCGCUUUGCAUCUCUCCCUCUGCAGAAGAAGAACGGCUGGCGGAUCGACUACACUCGCCCGGAUAUCCCCAAGAUGCUCAACGAGUUCUCGAAUACUUUCGGUCGCCGAACAUGCGUCUAUGUUUGCGGCCCUCCGAGUCUGCGAAUGGACGUCUCGGAUGCCGUCGCGAGACUGCAGCAUUUGGUUAUGACGGAUUCGUCCAAGGAUGAGAUUUUCCUGCAUGCGGAGAACUAUAAUAUCUAA